Messenger RNA from Brachypodium distachyon (stiff brome), 2676 nucleotides. Its product is annotated as probable disease resistance protein At5g43740. NCBI's taxonomy places the organism in Eukaryota, Viridiplantae, Streptophyta, Magnoliopsida, Poales, Poaceae. The record is from RefSeq and is a predicted model, not a curated record. The transcript is spliced from 3 exons. Gene Ontology annotation, biological process: defense response to other organism. Gene Ontology annotation, molecular function: ADP binding. The coding region runs from base 452 to 2428 and encodes 658 amino acids.
UUUGGAUGACAUGGACAAAUAAUGCAAUCCAUUGAGUCCUAUGAGGAGGUACCAACCAAGUAUUCUGCACUGUGUCCUCAAAAUUACCUAUGCAGCCAGCAGAAUGCAACUUAUAGGACAAUAUCGUAAAUUAUAAAGAGAUCAUGCCACAGGAGCAGCAGCCAGCAGACAGCAACUAACCUAUCAACCCGCCCUCUCCCUUGCAAGGUAACCCUUUUUUUUGCGAGAAAACCGAACAAGUCGCUUCAGCUAGCCAUUUUUUCAUAUCAAGAACUUGGAUGGAUGGAUAGAUCCUGCUUCCUUCCGAUACGUACAGAUACAGGAUGUCAACCAACUUCCUGCCAGUGCUGACUUUGGCUAAUCUGGGCCUAUGCUGCGUAUAAGCGCUCCAGGCCGAUCUCUGGAUCCAAAACCGUUAAUCUCGGUUAGCUAAGUGAGUUCAGAACUUGAGAUGAGAGAAUCAAACAGGGUUGUCUCGGAAAAAGGAGAAUGGAUCUGGUUGAAGGAGAGCAAAUUACCAAUGUGGACGAUCUUAUUUUUAUCUCAUAUGCUUGUAAUUAGUCAAAUAUGUGUCAACCACAUCAUGGGGACGAGUAUCCCAGUUACGGGGAUCUCUAUUAUGGUCUUGUGUGCAGAUGCUAUAAUUGUUUGUGGAGUCUCCAAGACGUGCUUGGGUCAGUAUCUAGAGGCUAUUGGAGUUGCACGCGUGGAGCUGCGCAGGAUGCAAAUCUCCCUCCAUCGUAUGGAUGCACUACUCACGUAUUCUGAUCAAAGCAUGGAAUGGGAGAAGAGCGUGGAUGAGUUGUAUUCUGAUCAGCGCGUGGAAUGGGAAAAGAGCGUGGAAGAUUUGCGUCACAAGCAUUUGCAGAUUGGUAUUGUGUAUGAUGGGCGCGGCCUAAAUUACUUGAAGAGUAUAUACUUCUGCUGGAUAGCACACCUCGAGCUUAAGUACACAACCAAUUAUCUCCUCAAGCAAGGACACACCUUACUGCACCCACAAUAUCAGUUGAGGGGAACCAUGGACUUCUACAGGACGAAGGUGCUUGAUUUCAUCGAGGACAUGGGCGCCGACUCCGGAUUGCUGGGGAUUUGGGGCAUGGGCGGCUUGGGCAAGUCAUCCCUUCUCAAGCUGAUCAGUGAUUCUCGUUCAGAGUAUGAUAAUAACGCUUCUUUAAAAGUCCUGUUUGUUCGUGCUGAUAUUGGAUGUACCGUUGGUCAGGUGCAAGAAGCUAUCGCCGUUAGUAUGGGGUUGCUUGUAACGGGCGAUGAGGCUUCCCAAGCAGAACUCAUUCAUGACCAUCUCACAGACAAGAACUUCUUAUUGCUGUUAGAUGAUCUAUGGGGAUAUCUUGAUCUGAAAGCUGUCGGCAUCCCCUCGCCACUUGGGACAGUCGUUGUAGUCUCUCGUCAGGGACAACGUUCAGUACCGCAGAAACGCCGCAAAGUUGUGUUGACAACAAGGAGACCAGAUGUGUGUAUCCAAAUGGGAUGCCAUGACAAGACCAUCCCAAUGGAGUGCUUGGAUGAAGAAGAUACUUGGAAACUCUUCCAUAAAGGUUGGCCUGUACCUGUAGUCGCCAAUAGAGUUGAUGGCUUUGCCACAGAAAGAGAUAAAUUGUUGUCAGAUGAGGUAGUAGAAGCCAGGCCACACACAGACGUCAUCCAGCAGCAGCGGCAAGAUCGGCUGCCGGAAAUGAUGAGCUCCUUCGAGAAGGUCCGCUAUUUCAUCGAGGACAAGGAUGCCCGGUCCACAUUGCUGGGGUUUUGGGGCAUGCGAGGCAUGGGCAAGACAUAUCUUCUCAGGCUCGUACGUGAUUUUUACACUCGCAAUCAUCCUUGCUUCGACCAUGUUCUGUUCGUUGGGGCUGGAACUGGAUGCGUGAUGAACAAUGUGCAAAAUGCUAUCGCCAUCAAUUUGAACAUGGAUUUGGCCAUGAUGUCAUCGUCAGAUGAGUUGUCCCGAGCCAUGCAUAUCUUCGCCUAUCUCGAACACAAGAGCUACCUGUUUUUACUAGAUGACAUAAGAGAGCCCCUUAAUUGGUGGGCUAUUGGCCUGCCAAUAUUCACGCGUAGGCAGCAAAAGAUCAUCUUAGCCACAAGGAGUCAGGCUGCGUGUACCCUCAUGGUUGGCCAAGCGAGAAACACCAUCGAGGUACGGCGUUUGGAAGAAGACGAUGCAUGGAAACUCUUCAGAGCCAAGGUUGGGCUCGGAAUCAUUGAUGAUCAUCCCCAAGUUCGUCAUCUUGCUGAGCAGAUGGUUUCACUGUGCGAAGGUUUGCCUCUAGCCUUAUGCUCCCUUGGUCGAGCCAUGUCAAGUAAGAGAGACCCCAGGGAAUGGAGGACCGCCUACAGUCAGCUUCGUCAGUUCAGGGACGUUGUGGGCUUGAAGCCCUGUGAAAUCGAUGACAAGAUGGCUUUGCUACUUUGAUCCUUAUUCCUUAACCAGCUGCAGAUGGUAGAGACCAGAGGACACGGAACAUCAUCUCAGAUGAAGAAAUGUAAGCCACGGCCUGGUUAUCCUUCCUGUCUAAAAGUUUGUUGUAAAAUUUUACUACUAUACUGUGUGGUUGUGGGUGCAAGAUAUGAACAGAUGUUUUCCCAAAAGGAAAAAAAAUGUGAACAUAUCAUUUGUGUUACUAUCGAGCCUUGAUUGAGUUCUUGAUUAGCAGCGAUAAA